This is a messenger RNA of Sitophilus oryzae (rice weevil), 4187 nucleotides long. RefSeq names its product leucine-rich PPR motif-containing protein, mitochondrial (gene bsf). Lineage: Eukaryota; Metazoa; Arthropoda; Insecta; Coleoptera; Curculionidae. Bases 89 to 4129 code for a protein of 1346 amino acids. The record is from RefSeq and is a predicted model, not a curated record. The transcript has 10 exons. Gene Ontology annotation, molecular function: protein binding.
GCCAAUACCUCUGGCCAAUACAAAUAAUGUCAUAUGUCAUUUACGUCAAAGUUCAGUUAUUAAAAAAUUCCAGAAAAGAGCCAUAGGCAUGGCUUCGAUUUUAAGAUCUUCCAAAUUUGUCCGAUAUAUAGCUGGCUUUGCGAGAAAUGUAGUAGUUAACACACCGAGAGAAUUUGACGGAAAUUUUAUUAACACAGCAACAGCACAAUGUUAUUGCGGAGCCGUUCCUAGAACGCUUGCUACACAAACCUCGUCCCAAUACGAUCAAAACUUAGAACGUAGACUAAGGACAUUGGAUCAAGAUGUGAGAAAAUCGGGCAGAGUAUCUCGCAGAGAUAUCGAAGAUGUUUUAGAGGAAAUUCAAAACGCCCGUUCGGCCAGCAGUUCGCAGUCGCUUUUAGUGAUUCGUUGUUGCGGUAGUUUAGUUCCCGAAGAGUUGCCAGAGGUUAGAACUAAACUUGUCGAAGAAAUAUGGAGCACCCUAAACAGAUUAAACGUUCCUAUGGAUGUAUCGCAUUACAAUGCAUUGUUGAGAGUAUAUCUAGAAAACGAGCACCCGUUUUCACCUACAGAAUUCUUGAGUGACAUGGAGAGCAAGGGCAUAGAACCAAAUAGAGUAACAUACCAAAGAUUAAUAUCUAGAUAUUGUCAGGAAGGGGAUAUAGAGGGUGCGACGAAAAUUUUAGAAUACAUGAGGGAAAAACAAAUGCCUGUUAAUGAAAAUGUUUUUAAUGCCCUUAUUUUUGGUCAUUCACAAGCAGGUGACAUGGAUUCCGCACAUGGUAUUCUCACUGUUAUGGCUCAGGCUGGCCUAGAACCAAGUGCUGACACUUACACUACUCUUUUAUGUGGAUAUGGAAGGAAUGGUAACAUAAAAGCAAUUAAUGAGCUGCUAGCGGAAUGUGAAGUAAGGGAUAUUUAUUUAUUAGACAAGGAUUAUUUAGAUAUUGUUUAUUCAUUGGCAACUAAUGGUUAUAGUCAGUAUGUCCCUGACAUAUUGGCCAAAGUACAAAAAAAUAUUGGCUAUAAUCAGGAUGCUUCAAAUCUUAUCUUAAGAUUAAUUAAUAAAGGAUGUGAAAGUACUGCAUUUGAGGUAAUGAAAACAAUGUCACGAAGUGUACUGCCUAAUGGUUCUUUAAUGCCUAUCGGAAACUUCUUUAUCAGGCAGCUUGUUAAAGCUGAGAAACCAAUAGAAACAAUUUUGAGUUACUGUAAGCAACUGGAAGAAGAAAACAUGUACGAUAAAGGCCUCUUGUUAGCAACAGAAACUAGUUUGGAACUUGGCAAAGAAGAACUAAGUUACGCUCUUUUAGAACAGUUACACAAAAAUGGGUUUGAAAUUAGACAACAUUAUUUUUGGCCCCUAAUUCUAUUAAAAGCUAAAGACUCGAGUGGAAACGGUAUAUUACAAGUUUUAAAGAACAUGCAGAGCUACGAUCUUCUACCCAGUUCUGAAACUAUGAGGGAGUAUAUACUUCCUAACCUGAACAUGAAGAGUAGUGAAAUUUUAGAGGUUCUACGAGAUGCUAAUAUACCGCUUGGCACGUCUGUGAGCAGUGUAAUAAUUAAUUUGCUUCAAAAACAUGAAAUUUCUGAAGCAGCCACAAUUGCUGCAGGGGUAAGAGCGUAUUAUAACCCAGAAUUAUUAAAAAAACCUUUAACGAACGCCCUACAGACAAGUGGAGAUGUGGAUUCUUAUGUUUCUUUGUUACGAACAAUUUAUGAUAAUUUGGAAAAUAUAACAAAACUAAAUGAAACUUUUGAAGUUCCUGAUAAAAGUAAUGUCCUAGGCUCACUAGUCCUUGAGUUAGUGCACCACAGUAAGAACUUUAGUCAAACAAUCCCGUUAGUAUUAGAAAAAUUAGUCGAGCAAGGUUUAAGCAUAUCAACAGAAUAUGCGGAAAAGAUUGAAAGCAAAUUGGGGGAAAAGAUGACUGAUUGUAUAUCAGAUUUAUUAGGCAAAUUGACCUCUGGAGACUUAACACCUGUACCACUGAAAACUAACAAACCUAUUUAUACACCUUUUAACCAGAUGUCCAUUCCACAAUUAGAGAGAUUGAUUCAGAAUCUUACUAGUAAAAAUCAAGAAACUAUUGGGUUGAAAAAGCAUCUGUUUACCUUAUACUACAGGGAUAAAAAUCUUGAAGGAAUAGAGAAACUAUUCGAAGACCUUAAAAAGGAUCCUAAAUUCGAAGGCACAGCUGGCAUCUAUGCUCAGUUAUUAGAUGCGUACGCAAGUAAUAAUAAACUUGACAAGGCUUUAGAACAACUGGAUCUCAUUAAAAAAAUAGAAGGAGAAAAUUUUCAAUUAGACGAAUCUAAGAUCGUAAGAUUAGCUGCUGUUUUAGUUGAUAAUGGCCAAUUUGAAAAUGCCAUCAGACUUUUGGAAGACACACCUAAAGAUAGAAAUAAUACAAACCGUGGAUAUGCGUACAAUUCACAAGUAUGGCGAUUUUUAAAUUCCUUAGCCGAAAAGGGGCGUACAACUGAGUUAUAUCAACUAUUUGAUACCUUAGUUAAGAAUGAUUACAUUGAUGUUAACAAUAUUUUACUUGGACCAUUGAUAAGAGUUCACAUUGUUAAUAAUGAACUUGACACUGCUAUUGAGAAAUUAGAAUGGUGUGUAAAUCAGUUUAAAGCUACACCUUGGAAGAACGAACUGACUUGCAGACUGAUCCAGUUAGAGGAUGCCGAAAAAUUGCAAAAGUUAACAGACUUGAGUACUGUGGUUCAUGGAGAAAUAAAUAGUUUGUACGAUUUAGUGUUUGCCUUUGUGGAAUGUGGAAGAGUUAGACAAGCAAGGAAAAUACUGGAAACUCCUGGACUACAAAGCAGACCGAAAAAAAUUAAUUUUGCAUGUGAAAGAUUUCAACAAGAAGGUUUAAUUACUCCUUUGGAAGGACUUAAGGAUGCCACCAGGGACUUGAACUACAUUGACCGUACUGACAUUUAUUAUCAACUUUUACUCAGCUACAUUAAACAAGGAGAGCCAGAAAAGUGUUUAAAUCUUUGGACCCAAAUGCAGGAAGAAGAUCUCGCACCCACCAAUCAAUUUUUAUUAACCCUUGGAAGUUUCUUACAAGAAAAAGGUAUUGAAGUGCCAUUUGUUGUGCCCCAACCCCAGAUUCAAGCAAGACCUCAAGAGACUACACAUUUUACUGUGAGACCAGUUGAAAAUUCUGCACGUACUAACCAAAAUAUUUUCAAGCAAAAACUCCAAAAAGGUGAUAUCGAUGGAAGUCUCCAGAUUGCGGCAGUUUAUCAUGAUAAUUUAUCGAUUAACGAUAUAUCACGUUUAAUUGAGAAACUUAUUCAUAACGAUAGAUUAAAUGACGCUACAAGCAUUACUCUCAAAUUAUUGGACAAGGACAAAUAUCCAGUUCAGAAAAUUUUUAGAUUCUUGUUGAACCGUUUAGCUUCUGCUGGUGAUAUUCACUCUUUAGAGCAAAUUGGUAAUAAGUUAAAUGCCAGUGUAAAGAAACUAGUUUCAUUUGAUAACAGACUGUGCCAUGCUAAUAUAGUUGCCGGUAAAGGCGAAGAUUACCUGAAUAAAUUGGAAAAAGACAUUGAUUCAACCAAUUCUGAGAACCUAAGUAUUAUUAGUGGCCAGUUUCCUAGAGGUGGAGCGUAUGGCAUACUUGAACACCAUCCGAACCUGACAGAUAAAUAUGAACAAAUAGCUAUUAAAUACGCUAGCAAGGGAAUCGUAGGUCCACUAAAUGUUUUAUGGACUAAAUACUUUAUAAGCAAUAAAGAUGAAAAGGCGACACAAAUCUGGAACGAAUACCUGAAAGAUUCCCCUAGAAUAAUGUUCCAGAAAAUAGUUCAAACUGCCAGAGAAACUCAAGACGAGCACCUCAUACAGAAACUAAUAAACCACUUAAAAAUCAGUAACGUUACAGAGGGCGCUACCGGCAAUGCUUACAGUUGCUAUUUGGACGUACUUAUUGCCAAAAACAAAUCGGAAGAAGUUGUGAAUGUGUUUGAAAAAGCUUUAACCGAAAUCGACAUCAACAAUAUCAAUAGGACGGCCGUUUUGAGAGUCAAAGAAGUUUAUGAAAAGUUGGGUAAAGAAUUCAGUCAUCCCAUCCCAACAAAAAACAAAUUUAGCAAUGGGGAGGAGGAAUAACGAUUGAUUGUGGAAAUGUAUUUUAGUGUUUAAGUUUAUUAAAUUUUGUUUUAUAAAA